Molecule: messenger RNA, 2794 nt
Organism: Pezoporus flaviventris
Lineage: Eukaryota; Metazoa; Chordata; Aves; Psittaciformes; Psittacidae
Gene: NKRF
Product: NFKB repressing factor
Exons: 3
Coding region: 67-2370 (767 amino acids)
Cellular component (GO): nucleolus; nucleoplasm
Molecular function (GO): nucleic acid binding
Source: RefSeq, a predicted model, not a curated record
CCUGGUCCGCUCUGGCGCGCCUGGGCUGUUGCGGUGCCCACCGGCGGGUACGGCCCCUCUCCAGUUAUGGCGCCGCCGGAGCCGGAGAGCGUGCCCGAGGCGGUGCUGGAGCAGUGGCGGCAGUACAACGAGACCGAGCGGCAGUGGGAGCUGCGCCGCCGCUUCAUCCUCCGCCACCUCAGCGGCUAUCCCGGCGCGGCCAUCGACCAGCUGCUGUCGCUCUCCGUGCUCUGGACCAACCACAUCUUCAUGGGCUGCAGAUACGGCAUGCAGGUCAUGGAGAAGGUUCUCAAGAUGGCUGAAGGCAUCGACAUCGGGGAGAUGAGAACAUACGAGUUGGUUCCUAGCAGGAAGCUAAAAAGAUGCCACUCUCCAUCUGACAGUCCAGAGCUGGAAGAGGUUCCUGAGCCGCCCAAAAAGAUGGCCCCCAGGUUCCGGGUGCGACCACGCUUUGAACCCAUACACUUUGUUACUAGUGCUGAGAAGGAUGACAGGAGGGAAGAGUCUCUGGAUAACCAAAUGCAGGAGGUGAACCAGGAGGCAAACACAAACAGCAUAGCACAGCCAGCUGAAAACUGCACCAAUUCCUUUGUGAGUGCACGGGAUGUAGAUCCACAGCUCUCCAACUCUGCCGGGCUUGGCUUUACAGGCCCGGCAGCAGCAGCCAAGAAGGCUGUGAAUAGCAUGGACUCUACCACAAACAGCACGUUGCAGGUUUCUGUUUCUCCUUCGACCGUCCAACCUGCGUCAGAGACUUUCCCUCCAUCAGCUAUAACGCUGAAGCAGAGUUUUAUUGAGAAACUGUCAGCAGCUGUCUGGAAAAAUCUUGCUAACCCAGAUGCGAGCACGGGGACUGACAAAAUUAACUUCACCUAUCUUUUGACACGUUCAAUUCAGGCCUGCAAGACAAAUCCCGAAUAUAUUUAUGUUCCUCUGAAAGAAAUCGCCCCCGCUGACCUCCCCAAGAGCAAGAAGCUCCUAACGGAUGGCUUCGCUUGCGAGGUGCGGUGUCAGAACGUCUACCUGGCCACCGGGUACGCCGGCAGCAAAAACGGGUCCCGGGAUCGAGCGGCGGAGCUGGCGGUCAAGCUGCUGAAGAAGGCUGUGGAAGUGAGAGUUGUGCAGCGGAAGUUCAAGCACACCUACCACGAAGACCUGGUGGUGUGCGAGGCAGGCGUGAGUCGCCCGGAUUUCCCUCCUGCUCUCAAACCCCACGAGGAGUUUGUAGCUGCCAACAGGGACUGUGUCCCGAUGCAGCCCGGUACUGAAUCCAUGAAAGGUUCUGCUAAUACCAACAAACACUGGACUAGUUUCGUCCUCACCGAGAACGCCAGUGACGCAAUAGGAAUCCUUAACAAUUCUGCCUCAUAUAACAAAAUGUCUGUGGAAUAUAAAUAUGAAUUAAUGCCCAACCGCUCGUGGCGCUGCCAGGUGUAUCUGCAGGACCACUGCCUCGCCGAGGGAUUUGGCACUAAAAAGACCAGCAAGCACGCAGCCGCUGAGGAGGCACUGAAGAUCCUGCAGAAGAUGCAGUCAAACAUAGCAGCCAUCAAAGUGACCCAGGUUCAGAAGGUGGGCUGCUCAUCACGGGGCUCUGGAAGGAAGAAGGACCUGAAGGACCUCGUGGUUUAUGAGAACUCCAGUAACCCGGUGUGCACGCUGAAUGACACUGCCCAGUUCAACAAGAUGACGGUGGAGUAUGUCUUUGAAAGGAUGACUGGCAUGCGAUGGAAGUGCAAGGUGCUGCUUGAAGACGAAUUCAUUGCAGAAGCAGUUGGAGUGAAGAAAUCUGUCAAGCAUGAGGCAGCAGAGGAAGCUGUGAAAAUCCUCAAAAAGACUCAGCCAACUGUUGUCAAUAACCUGAAGAAAGGCACCGUCGAAGACGUCAUCUCCCGAAACGAGAUCCGGGGUCGGUCAGCUGAAGAGGCUUUCAAACAGAAGAUCAAAGAAGACAACAUUGGGAAUCAAAUAUUAAGGAAAAUGGGGUGGACAGGCGGUGGCCUGGGGAAAGCCGGGGAAGGAAUUAGAGAGCCUAUUUCAGUGAAGGAGCAGUUUAAAAGGGAAGGACUUGGGCUUGAUGUGGAAAGGGUCAACAAAAUCGCUAAAAGAGAUAUUGAAGAGAUCAUUCGGAACUAUGCACGCUCAGAGAGCCACAUUGACUUGACUUUCUCUAGAGAACUGACCAUGGAUGAGAGGAAGCAGAUCCAUCAGAUAGCCCAAAAAUAUGGUCUUAAAAGUAAAUCUCAUGGGCAGGGGCACAACAGGUACUUGGUGGUGAGCAGGAAGCGGCGCAAGGAGGAUCUGUUGGACCAGCUGAAACAGGAGGGCCAGGUUGGGCACUAUGAGCUGAUUAUGCCACAGGCGAACUGAGGGGAUGUGUCCCUUUGACUAGAGACUGAGCUGCCCGGAUACUCGGUGAGAGAAAGAGAUGCUGCAUUUUUCCUGUCAUGGGCUACAUCAAUGUUAAAAGUCCUUCACUUUGUUAAUAUCAUUUCUAAAACAUUGUUAGACAUUUAGAACUGACCGAGUUCUGUUCCAAGUAUCUUAGCACAGCCCAAAAGCAGUAGUGCUGUCACUGUAUGUGUCUUUGAUAUUACUUGUUCCUUCACGUUUUAAUAGUUUUGUAAUAGCAAAACCACAUGUCCAACGAGGAGGAAUUUGACAUCAUUUAAAAUUCUGGUUCCCUUCUUCUUGACCAAGGAAGUAAAAAAAAAAAAAAAAAAAAGCCCUUUUUUUAAAAAAAAAUAAAAAUAAAAAAGAAAAUUGCAAAAAGCAAAGGAAAUGCAGUCUGGGG